AUGACAGAUACUCCAAAUUCCCCACUGAAGAAUACAACAAAGUCUGCCAGUUCAUCGACUAAAGUUAUUGAUUCUUUACAUUCUAAAAUAGAUCAAUUAACUGAUGAAUUAACUGCGUUAAAACAAUCACAUCAAGAAUUGACGAAAAAACAUUCCAUUACUGCCAAAAAGAAUGAUUCCUUUGUUGAUCAAUUAGCUAAUGCUAAACAUGAAAAUGAUAUGUUAUCGGCAUUAUUGAAAAGAAAAGAACGUCGUAUUUUAGAUUUAGAAGAUCAAUUUAAUGAAUUAACUAGUCAAAAUGAAAGUUUGGUACUUAGCAAUAAAAAUAUGAAAAUUAGAUGUGAUAAUUUACAAUCCAAUUCUAAUGCUAAUAUUGCUGAAUUUGAAAGAUUAAAAAUUAGUUAUGACGCGUUAAUUGCUUCUCAAAUGGAAUAUAAAAAUCAUUAUCAACAAGAAUUAAAUAAUUUACAAAUUGCUUUUGAUAAUUAUAAAUUAGAAAACACUAAACGAUUUGAAGAAUUACAAACUUCUAUUGUUAAUAAUGAUAAAGAUAUCGAUACUUUAUUGGAUUCUUUAACCAAUAAACGGAAAGCUAUGGAUAAUAUUUAUGUCAAUAAAAACAACAAAGUAUUACAAUUAUUGGGUAAUUUAGCUCAUUUGGCAAAAUUACAUGGACAAGAUACUAAAUCUCAAGUUGAACAAAAUUUAAAUAUUAUAGAACAAUUAUUGGUUAAAUAUCCUGAUUUACAAGAAAAAAUAUUAGAAAAAGAAAAAAUUGAAAUUGAUUUGACUGAAAUUAUAGCUCAUAGUAAUGAUGUAUUAACCAAUAGUUCUUUUGAUGAAGAUACAACUUUAAUCAAUUCACCAGAUUUGGAAAAUAAUCAUAAUUUCAAUAAUCAUAACACUUCCGGUUCUGCUACUCCAAAUAAUAAUAAUCAUAAUAAUAAUAGUAAUAGCCAUUCUUUACAAUCGAAAAAGAGGAAAAACUAUAAACGUAAUUCUUUGAUUUUAAAAGAACUGCCACCUAUUAUACUGGAAAAUGUUCCAAGUUCUUUACCAAAAAAACCUCAAGUUAAUAAUAAUCUUAUCAACAUACCUAAAAGUAGAUCCAAAUUCAAUACUCCACCAACAACGCCUAGACAAACAACACCUAGACAAUUUACUAAUCAUAAUAAUGAUUUUGAAAUAACACAUCAAUGGAGUAGUAACAACAACAAUAACAACAACAAUAACAAUAACAACCAUCGCCGUAACAACAGUGUUGACUCUCGAUCAGAUAAUGGUCACCAUCCACAUCGUCGUAAUAAUAGCUAUGAUUCAAGACCAGAUCAUGGCCAACAACAUCGUCGUCAACCAAGUCAACAAAACAACAAUUAUAAUAAUAACAACUAUAACAACAACAACAACAACAACAAUAACAUUAAUAAUAAUAGUAAUGGUUUUGUUAAACGAAGUGGUUCUGUUAGAAAUGGUAAUAAUUAUAAUAACAAUAAUGGCAAUGGCAAUGGAAAUGGAAAUGGAAAUGCUAACAAUAAUGCCAACAAUCAUGGGAAUAAAUCUAAAAGAAGAUCUACCUAUAACAACAACAACAAUAACAAUAACAAUAGUAAAAGAAAUUCGCAACUUUUCGAUAAUAAUUUUGCAUUAAAUGUAUAG
Messenger RNA from Candida dubliniensis CD36, 1656 nucleotides. RefSeq names its product She3p (gene SHE3). Gene Ontology annotation, biological process: endoplasmic reticulum inheritance; mRNA transport. The record is from RefSeq and is a predicted model, not a curated record. NCBI's taxonomy places the organism in Eukaryota, Fungi, Ascomycota, Pichiomycetes, Serinales, Debaryomycetaceae. Bases 1 to 1656 code for a protein of 551 amino acids. The transcript has a single exon.